GGGAACCCUGGAAGGGCGGGGUGGGUUGGGGCGGUAGUUUAAUUACGUGCCCAGGAAUUGCGACGGUUCGGACUCUGGCUUUUGGGCGUAUUUAAAAAAGGAAAAAGUGCCGCUGCCGUGGAGUGGGGCUGGUGGACGGUGAGGUGAAUGUGCCGAUUUGAAACCCAAGGACAGUAAACGUUCCGUCUCCCCCAGCGAAGCUCUCCCGCGGGCCCGGCGGUCGCCUCCGGAGCCCGCAGAGAACAUGGCGGCGCCCAGAGCCCGGGGCUGCGGCCUGUCGGGCCUGCUCCCGGCGCAGACCUCGCUGGAGUACGCCCUGCUCGACGCCGUCACCCAGCAGGAGAAGGACAGCUUGGUUUACCAGUAUGUGCAGAAGGUAGACAGCUGGGAACAGGACUUGUCUGUGCCCGACUUUCCGGAAGGAUUAGAAUGGCUGAACACGGAAGAGCCUAUGUCUGUCUAUAAGGAUCUAUGUGGAAAAGUGGUCGUCCUUGAUUUCUUCACCUACUGCUGCAUAAACUGUCUUCACCUAUUGCCUGAUCUCCAUGCAUUAGAACACACAUACUCUGAUAAAGAUGGUCUUCUGGUCGUUGGUGUUCACUCGGCUAAGUUUCCAAAUGAAAAAGUGCUGGAUAACAUUAAGAGUGCUGUUCUUCGGUACAAUAUCACCCACCCUGUGGUUAAUGAUGCAGAUGCCAGCCUGUGGCAAGAACUGGAAGUUUCCUGCUGGCCAACUCUGGUCAUACUUGGACCCCGUGGAAACAUGUUGUUUUCUUUGAUUGGCGAAGGACACAAAGAUAAAUUAUUUUUAUACACUUCAAUAGCUUUAAAGUAUUACAAAGACAGAGGACAAAUCAGAGAUAAUAAAAUAGGGAUAAAACUGUAUAAAGAUUCUUUGCCACCUUCACCAUUGCUAUUUCCUGGCAAAGUAACAAUAGACCAUGUUACUAGUAGAUUGGUAAUAGCAGACACUGGACAUCAUAGAAUUUUGGUCGUUUGGAAAAAUGGACAAAUCCAAUACAGCAUUGGAGGUUAUGUGAUUGACUUAGAAGCUGAGAAGGUGAGCACUGUAGCUGGCAUUGGAAUUCAAGGUACAGAUAAGGAAGGUGGAGCAAAAGGAGAACAACAACCCAUUAGUUCCCCUUGGGAUGUAGUUUUUGGAUCAUCAGGUCCCGAGGUCCAAAGAGAUGACAUUCUGUGGAUUGCCAUGGCAGGCACUCAUCAGAUAUGGGCACUCCUGUUGGACUCUGGCAAACUGCCAAAGAAAAAUGAGUUAAAAAAAGGAACUUGCCUUCGGUUUGCUGGAAGUGGAAAUGAAGAAAAUCGAAACAAUGCAUAUCCUCACAAGGCGGGUUUUGCCCAACCUUCAGGCCUUUCCCUGGCCUCUGAAGAUCCCUGGAGCUGCCUAUUUGUAGCAGAUAGUGAGAGCAGUACGGUGAGAACCGUCUCACUGAAAGAUGGAGCAGUGAAGCACCUCGUAGGAGGAGAAAGAGAUCCCAUGAAUUUAUUUGCUUUUGGUGAUGUUGAUGGAGUAGGAAUCAAUGCAAAGCUUCAGCACCCCCUUGGAGUAACGUGGGACAAGAAAAGGAACUUACUUUACGUGGCAGACUCCUACAAUCACAAGAUUAAAGUUGUGGAUCCAAAAACAAAAAACUGUACAACAUUAGCAGGGACUGGAGACACAAAUGAUGUUAUCAGUUCCAGUUUUACCGAGUCAACUUUUAAUGAACCAGGAGGCUUAUGUAUUGGAGAGAAUGGUCGGUUGUUAUAUGUAGCAGAUACCAAUAAUCAUCAAAUUAAAGUAAUGGAUUUAGAAACAAAAAUGACUUCUGUGCUUCCCAUCAUCACAUCUGAAAAUGCUGUGGUAGAUGGCCCAUUCCCAGCAGAAAAACAGAGGACACUACCCAAACUGCCUAAAUCUGCUCCAAGCAUUGGGCUUUCCCCCAUGACUGCGUGUCCGGGCCAGACUCUUCAGUUCAAACUGAGAUUAGAACUCCCUUCAGGAGCAAAGCUAACUGACGGAGCACCCAGUUGCUGGUUUCUAUCAGCUGAUGGCAAUGAAUGGCUUCUUCAAGGGCAGAUACCAUCUGGAGACAUUGAGAACAUUUCCAAUCAGCCGACAAUUUCACUGCAGAUUCCUGGUGAUUGCUUGUCACUUGAAGCCGUUGUAUCUAUCAGCGUGUUUCUUUAUUACUGUAGCGCAGAUAGCAGUGCUUGCAUGAUGAAGGCAAUUUUGUUCAGUCAGCCUUUGCAGAUAACUGAUACAGAGCAAGGUUGCAUGGCUCCAGUAGAGCUCAGGUAUGUGUUUUAGCAAGCUCGCCAGCAACCCGUCGCCACGGCCCCCACUUCCCAUCCUCACCAUUACUGUAACUUAUGAAAGAAAACUCUAUAUCUGCCUCUCGAUACCAAGACACCCAUUGCACAGUUCUAGCAACUGAUGUUAAAAUAAAGCUAUGCUACUUACUUUUUUAUU
Messenger RNA from Propithecus coquereli (Coquerel's sifaka), 2473 nucleotides. It is a transcript of the gene NHLRC2, whose product is annotated as NHL repeat containing 2. The transcript is spliced from 11 exons. NCBI's taxonomy places the organism in Eukaryota, Metazoa, Chordata, Mammalia, Primates, Indriidae. Gene Ontology annotation, molecular function: protein binding. Bases 245 to 2311 code for a protein of 688 amino acids. The record is from RefSeq and is a predicted model, not a curated record.